Molecule: messenger RNA, 2005 nt
Organism: Frankliniella occidentalis (western flower thrips)
Lineage: Eukaryota; Metazoa; Arthropoda; Insecta; Thysanoptera; Thripidae
Exons: 3
Coding region: 635-2005 (456 amino acids)
Molecular function (GO): protein binding
Source: RefSeq, a predicted model, not a curated record
GGCAUUAGACAUGAGUUAACCUAUGUGAGAUAGUGCCUUCAUUGAAACCUCGUUUCGUUUACCGAGGAAAAUGGGGGAAAAAAGAUUUAAAAUGUGUAAUUACCUAUUCGCUCCUGCCACUAAGAAGCCUCUCAAUGUUUAAAAUAAGUGUUGAUUUCAUAUUUUGGAAAUAUUACAGUAGUGAAAACAAGAUACUAUCGACGGAUUUCUCACCCUACUUCCGGUUUCAGAAGUUUCGUUCUUCGAGGUCAUGGUGCUGGUGCUGUUGCUCGUGCUGUUACAACUCACGCCGCUCUUGCUGGACACUUGAAAUUACACGUUCCCCUUAUCUCCGUCUACUUUUGAAAAUUGAAUAAUACUGAGAAAGAGUCUGUCUUUACCAGAAUUGUAUCGCAUUGGUGCUUUUCUACCACUUUCGCCACUCAGGCAGAGCGCCUCGCGUCGCGGGAGGACGCCGUCAGGUGUGAUGUGCUGCUGAUCGAUUAGCUGGCGAAGGGCGGAUGGAACGAGAGACGACGAUCUCCUAAUCGGCUGCACUGUGCAGUGUAAACUACCCAAGGGCGUGUUGUUUAUCAGCCACCUUGUACAGAAGAAUACCAGGACGCAGUUUACCUCUCUCGUCUUGUGGGCCCCGAUGGCAACGUCUUCCGUCACCAUGGAGCUGCUGCCGGACGACGUGCUCGUGAUGGUGAUGCAGUUCCUGGACGUGGCGGACGUCCUCGCCUGCCGCCUCGUGUGCAAGAGGCUCUGCGGCCUGGCCCUGCACCCCGACGUCUGGCGCCACCGGUCUCUCAGCGACGACGAGCCCUGCGCGAGCGCGGUGCUGCGACUGGCCCCGUGCCUCAACAAGCUGAUCGUCACGGGCCAAGUCUCAACAUUGGCGGUGACCACGACGCGUUGUGCCGUAAAAAAAAUGAUUCUGCUGGCGACACAUACGAAGGCGACAGAUCAGAUGGCCUUAAUGGCCACGGAGUACGCUUAUGCAGUAUACAAGCAGGAAUCCCUAGGGCGCCUCAGGCAUCUUGAGCUUUGUCAGAUGUACCACCUGCAUAUGCCUGUAACCGACGUGCUAUUGAGAACGGUGGCGUCGUGUUCAGAUUUGAAGUCGCUCGUAUUUAAUAGCGAACUGCCGGUAACCAGCACACGCGUUGUACACGGACCGUCCAGAUCGUCACUGACGUAUUUUCAUUGCCCAUUUGGCGAGAGCUCGGCAUCCUUCCUGCUCACCAUACUGGCCGGGCACGCGGCUACCCUGGAGGAAAUUAGCAUCGGCUCAGAUUUGGACUUCGAAGAGACGGGGACUGCUGACCUGUUAGCCGCCAUGCCGAGACUCCGAUUUCUGAAGUGCGAAGACUCGCUUCGGGGGUUUGAGGUCGUAGCGGAGUGCAAAACGCUCAGACGCGUGCACAUUUGUCUGUUUGGGGACCAUGAUGAAUUCGACGGGCUUCCAAAGUUCCUCCGCCGAGCCAAACAGCUUCGACGUGUCCACCUGGAGAACAUUAGGCCGAUAAGCGCCGAGUACAGCACGGCGCUGUUCGAGGCCCUAACCUCACCAGGGAGGUCGCAUCUGGAGCGGCUGACCCUUGAGGGGUUCGAGGACGUGCGUCCGCUGUUCCACGCAAAGACCUCGCUGUCCCACCUGCGCUACCUGUCUGUGAGACUUGAGUUUAUUGACGACGAGAUGCUCCUGAGCAUCACCCCCGUCACGGCUCCGGCCCUGGAAACCCUGGAGCUACGCUGCCGGGAAAAAUGCCGCCACGCCUUGAUACACAGGGACGCGGUCAAGGCGACUCUUGCGGCGAACACCUCGCUCCAUAUUCAGAUCUUUUACGGAACACGUAGCAAGUGCGAACCCCAAGAUUGCACGGUAUGUGCGGGGGGCUGCCACCCAGCAGUAGAGUGGGCUAAGGUUUUCAGGAUAGGACUUUUCUCGCAUGAUCCUGACAAGUGUCCCUCUCUGGAGGCUCACACUGAUGACACCGAAUGUUCGUGGAUCCAUAUGUGA